This is a messenger RNA of Salarias fasciatus (jewelled blenny), 789 nucleotides long. Its product is annotated as early nodulin-75-like. The record is from RefSeq and is a predicted model, not a curated record. The transcript is spliced from 3 exons. Lineage: Eukaryota; Metazoa; Chordata; Actinopteri; Blenniiformes; Blenniidae. The coding region runs from base 1 to 789 and encodes 262 amino acids.
AUGGGUGUGACAUCUUUACAGGGACCCGGGCUCAGCACUGCGCAGGCGCAGAUCCGCUUCCGGCAUCCGUGGGCCAAGAAGGAUCCCAAGCCUGGCAAGAGGCAUCCGUGGGCCAGUAAGAAGCACCCCAAGCUGGUGAGGAAGCAUCCGAAGCCACACCCGAAGCCGUUAAAGCAUCCCAAGCUGCACCCCAAGCCGGUGAGGAAGCAUCCCAAGCUGCACCCCAAGCCGGUGAGGAAGCAUCCCAAGCUGCACCCCAAGCCGGUGAGGAAGCAUCCCAAGCUGCACCCCAAGCCGGUGAGGAAGCAUCCCAAGCCGGACCCCAAGCCGGUGAGGAAGCACCCCAAGCCGCACCCCAAGCCGCCUCACAAGCCGGUGAGGAAGCAUCUGAAACCGCACCCCAAGCCGGUGAGGAAGCAUCCCAAACUGCACCCCAAGCCGGUGAGGAAGCAUCCCAAGCUGCACCCCAAGCCGGUGAGGAAGCAUCCCAAGCUGCACCCCAAGCCGGUGAGGAAGCAUCCCAAGCUGCACCCCAAGCCGGUGAGGAAGCAUCCCAAGCCGCAUCCCAAGCCGGGCAGGAGGCACCCUAAGCCGCAUCCCAAGCCGGGCAGGGGGCACCCCAAGCCGCAUCCCAAGCCGGGCAGGGGGCACCCCAAGCCGCAUCCCAAGCCGGGUAGGGGGCACCCCAAGCCGCAUCCCAAGCCGGGCAGGAGGCACCCCAAGGCAGGCAAGAGGCACCCCAAGCUUCACAAGAGCUCAAGGAGGGAAGCCUACACAAUCAUCCAUUGA